AUGGCGCCCAUUUUCCAGAGCGCAGCCCUGUGCUUCAUGGCACUCUGCGGACUGAAGUCUGCACAUGCCGCUGGUGGGGGUGGAGGUUCAGCUGCGUCACCUACGCCGGUGGCAGCAGGAGAUGACGUGUACCUUGCCCUGAACUUGGCUCGGCGGGGAAGGCUCGCAGUUCGGCUAAAUGCGUUGACAAAGCAGCAGACUCUUGUCGAUAGCCUUUUGAAGAGCAUCCCUACGACGGUCGGGAACGACUGCGGAAAAAUCGACAGUGUGACUUCUCAAACGGCCAGUGGAUUCGUUGCUACGUUCACCACCGAGCCCAACUACAAGAAGCUGGUGCAGGACGCCCUGAGCGCGGCACUUAAGAAAAUGACGAAAUACCCGACUGACGACAAGUUCAACGUCGCUCCCUGGACAGAUGCUGAGGUUGCGAACAUCCUGCAUGUUCUUUCCUCCGCAAGCACUGAAGUUGGCUGCGCUGUGACUACGAAAUGUGCAAGCAAGCAGCUGCUUGUUUGCCAGAUGAACCCGAAGCUUGGAACAGGCGCUCCUUUCAGCGAGGAGUUCUUCAAAGCACUUCAGUCCAGGAGCGACUCCAUUGAAGAUAUGACUGAGGCCGAUCUGAAGACUGGCUCGAACUCCGGAAUUGUUGCAGUUCCUUCAGUUCUAUUUGCGGGUCUUGUUGCAAUGCUAGCAACAGCAGCAGCAUAA
This is a messenger RNA of Eimeria tenella, 708 nucleotides long. Its product is annotated as SAG family member. Lineage: Eukaryota; Apicomplexa; Conoidasida; Eucoccidiorida; Eimeriidae. Bases 1 to 708 code for a protein of 235 amino acids. The record is from RefSeq and is a predicted model, not a curated record. The transcript has 5 exons.